Molecule: messenger RNA, 337 nt
Organism: Sphaeroforma arctica JP610
Lineage: Eukaryota; Ichthyosporea; Ichthyophonida
Exons: 2
Coding region: 38-337 (99 amino acids)
Source: RefSeq, a predicted model, not a curated record
UGCGUGCAAGCCCCUUGACUUCGCUGCGCUGCAGCAGAUGAUGGUGCUGCUGUGUACGCUUGCCUGGGCUUUGCCUCCGGCCAUUCAGUUCAAGGGCAUCACUGUCGAUGUCUACGGCCCACCCGCACACGCAACAGCCAAAGCACAAGUGCGUUCCUCGCUGACGGAGGGCCAUAUCGAGCGACGCUUUAAGGUGUCGAUUGAGACUCUAACAGUGGCCGAAACACUCAUCAAACCAAAUAAGGGAAUGGCGCUGGCCGUGUCUGUGGGCUGUGGCGAAGACAACCGAGCGCAGGUACAGCUUAUAUUUGUACCAACUUAUACCUACACAACUUAG